Messenger RNA from Daldinia childiae, 1800 nucleotides. RefSeq lists its product as uncharacterized. The coding region runs from base 1 to 1800 and encodes 599 amino acids. Lineage: Eukaryota; Fungi; Ascomycota; Sordariomycetes; Xylariales; Hypoxylaceae. Gene Ontology annotation, molecular function: FMN binding; phosphopantothenoylcysteine decarboxylase activity. The transcript has a single exon. The record is from RefSeq and is a predicted model, not a curated record. Gene Ontology annotation, cellular component: phosphopantothenoylcysteine decarboxylase complex. Gene Ontology annotation, biological process: coenzyme A biosynthetic process.
AUGGCCGAUGAUUCUUCUACCGACUCUGCCUUCGAUCCCCGUCUUUUUCCUAUUUCUCUCACCGCAAACUCAUCCUCCUCAUCGUUACACCUAAUGCCACGAACUAGAAGACUACGUCUGCUGGUUGCCGCAAAUGGCCAAAGAGAUGUCGCCUACGCUCAGGCUAUCGCCGUGCGUCUCCUCAAGGACGCCCAGAUCGAGACCCGUGCCUUAGUCGACGAGAUACCCGUUCGGCUAACUCAUGAUAUUAUUGUCAUGGAGAAUAGGAGUUUGGCUACGUUGGCUAUCGACGCCGACCAGAGGACUAGGGAUGCCAUAGAAUCAGCCAGACAAACCGCCUUCGAACUCGUCGAGUGGGCUGACCUGCUCGUCCUAGCCCCUAUCGAUGCUGACCACCUUGCCAAGAUGAUGUCUGGCAUCGCCGACACUACCCUUCUAGAAAUACUAAGAGCGUGGGAUGUCUCCAAGAAGAUUCUGCUAGUACCUGGCAUGUCGAUGCAGAUGUGGGAGAAUCCUAUGACGAAGAAGCAGCUGAGCAAAAUCAAGCGCAAAUGGAAUUGGGUCAAGGUUAUGGCCCCUGUAUUAUGGCAUUAUGAGGGGCAGAGUGCGCAUAAGCGAACAGUAUUAUGGGAUGGAUUUAACGACCUCGUUGGCAUAAUAAAAAACCAAGCCGAGUUGAUGAGCCUGGGACACGAUGUCGAAGUUGCCACCCAGCAGGCCUUGCAUACAACCGCUACCAGUCGAUCUACCAAGACCUUACCGCCGGAGAUAUGGUCUAUUAUAUUUGAACACGUUGGUGACUGGGAAUUAGCUACAGCUCUUAACAUAUUUACGAACUUAAAGACGCCACCGGAAUGGAGAACUGAUCGUACAGCCCUAUCCGACCCUAUUGAGCUAUAUAUACACGAUCUCGAGUGGUUGAUUCUCUCGUGUCCUGGAACGGAAGCGAUUUGUCAGAAGCUGUCAGAGGCGCCUAAGGGGCUCCGCUUCGUGUCUUAUUUGGCGGUAAAACUUAUCAUUAAGUUUUCGCUUACAGAUGUUCUCACCUACCUAGAAACGCACCUCAGUAAGGUCUUCUGGGCGUCCUUCAGCUCUAAAUUAUUGCCGAAUAAGGCUUCCGGAGUAUAUGGGCGGACGGAUAUUCUCGACUGGUGGAACACGUCUCCUUCGUUUCUGAAGAAGGAAUAUGACGCCGAAGCAUUAGAUAACGCUUCGCGUAUGGGUUACGUUCACGUUUUGGACUGGUGGCUCCGGUCUGGCCUCACGCUUAAGUAUACGGAGGCGGCGCUCGAGUCGGCCUCGGCAAAAGGACACCUUCUUGUCUUGGAAUGGUGGAGGGAUGCCGCGCUGAAACAUGAUAAUAUCCCGCUUAAACCCGGUCGUAGUCUCCUCACUGCCGCUCAGUAUGGGCAGACGGCAGUACUACGUUGGUGGGAAAGUUCGGGAAUUCCGGCAGCUCAUAGCGAGGGCGUCUGCAAGAUCGCUAGCGCGCACGGACAGACUGCGGUGCUGGAUGUGUGGCGGGAACUCAAGGGAGAUAAGCUGUCCUUUGACUCCCAGGUGUUAGUCGCGCCGACGAAGCAAGGGUACGUCGAUGUGCUGGAGUGGUGGAAGCAGUAUGCCCGAGGGGAGUACCAAGUCGAUGGAAGAUCGCAUAGGGUGGAAUAUAAAACUUGUGAUAUCGAGGAGGCGCUUGAGGAUGCCAUCGGGGAUCCUAGACCGGUCCGUAGAUGGUGGGCUCGAAAUGGCUUAAACUUGGGGCUGGGUACGAACGAGUGGAUGAAGAUCAGACGGCUAUAG